ACAGCGGGCCACUGCAGAGGCACCGCGCAAUUGGACCCUAUAAGCCUGUUGACUGUCCCACCAACAAGGCUAUUCUUUGGGUAGAGAAGCGUGAGUUUGGCCUCUUUUUUAUUUUAUCAAGACUAAGAAAAAACAUUGAACUGGUGGAUUUACUGUUUGAAUAGCUCAAGGAUGCAGGACGGGAGUUGGAAGCAGCCACUCCCCAUGUCAGUGCUACUGAAAGAUCCAGUGGCGGGACACUUGGAGGGGGAUGGAGGGGUGUUCUCUGAGGCCUCAUCUGAUGGAGAGCUCUACAUGGACCCUGCACCAGAGCUGGAUUCUGGAGAUGGGGAUUUUGCUGAUCUCACUUCCUUUCUGAGUGCAGAGGAGAUAAACCUGAGUCUAGACCUGGCCCGGGAGGCCUUUGGAGACACAUCUGUGGACCCAGGACCUACCCCCCUGUCCCAGGAGCAGGCUUUAACUGGGCCCACACAGACUGUAGACCUGACGCCGAGUCCACACAUCCAGACCAAAGCCCCCUGUCCUAAUGACAGUCCAGUCAAAGGCCUGGCCCAGCAGAGGCCUGUACAGUUGCCCAGUGACAUCACAGGGCAGAAGAUGGUCCGGCACAAACCUGUUCCCCCAGUGUACAGACAGGACAAACCGCGGCUGGUCCACGAGGGGCUGGAGCUGGGAGAACGCUCUGGCUCUGCCUCUGAGUUCUGCAGCCGAGCCGCAUCCUUUAUCGAGGAGCUGUCCUCCAUCUUUAAGGGCACAGCCCACACAGAGCAACCACAGGAGGAGGAGUCCUCCUCUCCAGACAGUGGAUACCUGUCCCCCAGGAGCCAGAGGCCCGUUCCCCAGGGCUCAGCCUCUGUCCCCCCUGUGCCCCCUUCCCCUCAAGACAUCUCGUACAGUCCGACCGCUGUGGGCCCUUUAUCAGGGGCCCUGGGGCCAGUAGCGGCUGCAGUUCAGUAUCAACAAUCCGGAGCUCCAGUCUCCUGUGGACCUCUAUCUCCUCCACACUUCCUCCACAAACUGAAGAGCCAAGAAGUGGCUGAAGGCAGCCCCAUUCGCCUGGAGUGCAGGGUCACGGGGAACCCCCUACCCCUCGUCAGGUGGUUCUGUGAGGGCCGUGAGCUGCACAGUUCUCCAGACAUCCAGAUCCUGAGAGAUGGAGACCUGCACACGCUGGUGAUCAACGAGGCCUUUGAAGACGACACGGGACGCUACACCUGUGUGGCCUCCAACAGCCUAGGAGCAGACAACACCUCUGCAGAAGUCUACAUAGAAGGAGCUUCAUCGACAGAUUCGGAGGGAGAGGGUGCGUCCAAGUCCAAAUCUGGAGCUAUGCCUCUAGUUCAGAAGAAGACAACCUCUAUGUCCCUGACGAUACGGUCCUCCUCACCCAAAACAACAGAGGUCCUGCCACGCCGCACUACUCUGGUCCAGGCCCUGGCUCAGCCCCCACCUAGGACGCAGAGCCCUGUGUCAUCACUGUACACGGUGGAUGUGUCAGGACCCCCUAUAUUUACAAAGAUGUUGCAGGAUGCCCAGGCCUCGGAGGGUCAAGUGGUGGUUCUGGAGUGCAGGGUUCGGGGCAGCCCUCGUCUACAGGUCCGAUGGUACCGAGAGGGAGAGGAGAUCCUGGAUUCCCCGGAUUUCCGUAUCCUUCAAAAAAAGCCCAGAUCAGCAGCUGAACCAGAGGAGAUCUGUACCCUGGUCAUUGCUGAGGCUUUUCCUGAAGAUGGAGGUGUUUUCUCCUGCUCUGCCUCCAAUCCGUUCGGCUCUGUCAACUGUUCAGCCCGACUCACUGUCACUGCAGCUGACGACUCCUCCAGUAAUGGGGUGUCUGGUGAGAGCUCAAGUAUGGAGGACUCUGCCCCAUUCCCCCCUCCACCACCUCCCACAGAGAUCACCCUCCUGGAGCUCCCCCCUAAGGCCCUGCCGCAGCCAAGCCUGGUCAAAGAGCUUGAUCUGUGGCCCAGUGUGUCCUCCCUGCCACCUGUGCAGGUUUCCUCUGAGGAGACCGUCCCCAACGGGCAAAUCCAAAGUCCACCUUCACCUCCAUCUCAGAGAGAGCCAGCUGCGCCCCUCCUGCCUUCGCCCUCUCCUCCUCAGACUGAACCUGCUGCAGAGAUCCAGGCUCCUGUCCCACCGGCGCCAGACUCGCCCCCCUCCCCCCCCUCCCCAAAACUGUCUCCAUCUCCAGCUAAGGACGCCCCUCUGCCCCUGAAGCCCAAACCCAAACUAGCUGAGGGUAGAGUGGAGGAGGCACAUAAUGUCAGAAACGCAUCCCAGAUCAAGCAGCUUCAGGACCAGAUCUUACUGGAGCAACAGGAAGCUGCGCAGUGGCAACAACAGCACUCAGACCAGCUGAACCAGGAAAUCCCGCCUCCACCUCAGCUCCCGCCACAACAAAUACCCCCACCUGUUCCACCUGCCCCACCUGCGGACGCCCCUCUCCCUGCCCCCCCUUCACCACCACUCCCCCCACCCCCUUCAUUUCAGGAGCUGGAGAGUAGCACAACCUCCACUACCUCCACCAUCAUGCAGGCCAGCACCUUUAACUACGCCCGCCCCAAGCAGUUCAUCGCAGCUCAAAGCUCAGGCAUGUCCCCUUACUCCCCCACCACCUCCUCACCCUCAUCGAGCGUGUCCUCCCCCCUCUCCCCCUCCUCCACUCAUAAGCCCUUUGGCAGAGUCACCCUCCCACCCUUCACCAAGGCGCCCAGUGUGGAGUCACCCAGCUCUCCCUCCUUCCCUCCACCUCCUCCGCCCUUCCUGAGUCCCACAAACCUGCCCUCUCCGGCUCAAGACUUCCCUCCUCCUCCCCCUCCACCCCCUCCCCCUGUGCCAGCGUCCCCCCUGCAUUCAGAGACCUCCUCGUCGCCUUUUUCCUCUGUGCCCGCCUCUCCUGCCUCCAGCUAUCUGUCCUCAGUGCUACCCUCCCCUCUGCCUGCACCAGCCCCUGGCAGCCCCAUCGUCAAUGCCCUAGGACUGCCCAAAGGCAAUGGCACCGUGAAAGCGUUCCCCAAGAAGCCAGUGAGCAGAACACCCCGUAUUGUGUCAGAUUCAGACAUCCAGGGGUCCAAAGACGCCGUGAUUCAGGAUCUGGAGAGGAAACUCCGAUUCAAGGAGGAGAGGAUCAGCAAUGGGCAACAGAGGUUAACCUAUGAGGAGAAGAUGGCGCGCAGACUGCUGGGAGCUGACAACGCUGCCACAGUCCUAAGCACAGACACUGAGGAGGAGCCCGCAACACAGGAGUACAAAGUAUCAAGUUUCGAGCAGCGUCUGAUCAGUGAGAUUGAGUUUCGGUUGGAGCGCUCCCCCGUGGAGGAGUCGGACGAUGACAUACAACAUGACGAAGAUUGCAUUGAUGGAGAGGCACCCGUAUUUGACCAGAAACUGAAACACUGCAAAGUGUUUGAAGGGAUGCCUGUCACCUUCUCCUGUAAGGUCACCGGAGACCCUAAACCAAAGGUGUACUGGUUCAAAGAUGGCAAGCAGAUUUCCAAGCGGAGCGAGCACUACAGGAUCAGCCGUGACGCAGACGGCACCUGCUCCCUGCACACGGCCGCUGCCUCUCUGGAUGACGACGGCAACUACACCAUCAUGGCUGGAAAUCCCAAGGGCAGAGUGAGCUGCACGGGGCGGAUGAUGGUGCAGGCUGUGAACCAGAGAGGACGCAGCCAGCGGUCCACACCGGGACACAUGCGCAGGUCCCGGUCGCGGUCCAGAGACAGCGGAGAUGAGAACGACAACAUCCAAGAGCGUCACUUCAGACCCCACUUCCUGCAGGCGCCUGGAGACCUCAUUGUGCAGGAGGGGCGGCUCUGUCGAAUGGACUGCAAGGUCAGUGGUUUACCGACUCCAGACCUGGUGUGGCAGUUGAACGGUCAGACGAUCCGCCCUGACUCCGCCCAUAAGAUGCUAGUGAGAGAGAAUGGGGUGCACUCUCUGGUCAUCGAGCCUGUGACCAGCCGCGACGCUGGCAUCUACACUUGCAUUGCCAGCAACCGAGCAGGCCAGAACUCCUUCAACCUAGAGCUCAUAGUGGCAGCCAAAGAGAUGCACAAAGCGCCCUCAUUUGUGGAGAAGUUACAGAACACCAGUGUGGCAGAGGGACAUCCCGUUCGUUUGGAGUGCCGCGUCACCGGGGUCCCAUAUCCUCAAAUCUUCUGGAAACGAGAAAACGAGUCCUUCACUCACAACACAGACAGAAUCAGCAUGCACCAGGAUAAGUGUGGUUACCUGUGCAUGAUCAUACAGCCGGCUCUGAAGGAGGACGCUGGUUGGUACACAGUGUCAGCCAAGAACGAAGCCGGGAUCAUCUCCAGUACAGCACGACUUGAUGUCCAUACUCAGUGGCAGCAGCCCAACCUCCCAAAGCCCAAGAAAGUGCGCCCUUCAACAAGCCGCUACGCCGCUCUGACUGAGAGAGGCCUGGACGUAAAGGCAGCGUUUUUCCCAGAAUCCUCUCCACUGCCUCCUGGUGGUUUGAUUGAAAGCGACGACCUGUAGAGACAACAAGAACAUCAGAAAAUGAUUUUUUUUAAAACUACCCCAAACCGGGUACUCGCUCCUCAGAUACUUUUACCACAACGAGAAGUGGGUUGGAAAGUAACUUUGUCAAAACGAACUGCUAUAAAUGACAAAGUGGAUCUUGGCGAAUGGGGUUUUAAUGUUUAUACUAAUGAUACCUAUUUUAUUUAGAGUCUCCCCAAGCCUUAUUAUAUUAACUGGACCUUAUCAACUCACUACAAAAGGUUGCCUGUUCAAGUGCCUAUCAAAUUCCAUGUAUGACAGCAGUAUAUAUAGUGCCAUUUGCAAAAACAUUUUCACAGUUUCUUAUGUAGAUCACCAGCAACCAUGUAGGGCGCUUUGAAAAUUAUGCCUAACACGACAUGGGAGAAAAGGUUUUGUUUAAAUAUUAUGUAGCAUUUUGAAAGUAGUAGCUCACAACAUACAGUGUCAGUAUUGGAUCACAUAUUAGCAUUGAUAUUGGAGGCCGGGCCUUAAAAACAAUAGGAUUUUUAUUACUAUUCUGAAGGAAAAAAUAUGCUGGUAAAAGAAAGAUUGCAAGGAAUAUAUAAGGCAAUUUGCAAGGUGUAUUGUGCAUGUAUGGUAAAGGAAAGUGGCAUGUUUUGCUAUGGAUAUCAACCGUGAUUUUAAGAGAUAAUAUUUGACUGUGGUAUGUUGGAAAAAUGUGAGUGAAAGGUGCAAAAUUGUAAUGAUUUUUUUUCUUGUUUUUUCCAUGUUGUGUGAAAUGACACUCAAACAGGGUGCUGUGGAUGUUUGCCUGUCACAUCACCAUUUUAUUUUUGUAUGUAAAAAAAAAAAAAUCUACUUUCCCAUGAAAAUAAGUUGUAUCGCCUAGCUUUUGUUCACAGUUUUGUAUCAUGUUUUAUAACUGUAUGUACUGCCUUAAAUCACUUUGAAUGAAAAUGCUUCUCCUUUUUUGGACAUUUUGUGAUGCCAAACAUUGUGGCUCUCAGACAUGGAUGAAAAGCAUAAAGAGAAGAUAUAGUACAGUGCUAAAAUGUGUUUUCAGAGCACAAAAGUUGUUUAAAAAUGUAUAAAACGUGCAUAAAAGUACAACAGAAAAAAGCAAGUAAGUAAAGUAAAAUUGCACCAGUCAAAUUUUUUUACACAUUGCUCUAUUUCUGUAUCUACUCUUUCAGUCACUUCGGUAACACAGGACAAAGUUGACUCAAACUUACACAUUUGCACAUUUUUAUGCCAAUAUAGAUUGUUCUCCUGAUGUUAUUUUGGGAUAUGAAAGUUAAUAAAGGCUUCAGAGACA
This is a messenger RNA of Periophthalmus magnuspinnatus, 5785 nucleotides long. RefSeq names its product palladin, cytoskeletal associated protein (gene palld). Bases 172 to 4503 code for a protein of 1443 amino acids. NCBI's taxonomy places the organism in Eukaryota, Metazoa, Chordata, Actinopteri, Gobiiformes, Gobiidae. The record is from RefSeq and is a predicted model, not a curated record. The transcript is spliced from 23 exons.